AUGUUCAAGGGUUACGCUGCGGUGGAAGGCACGCUAAAAUCCCGGUGCUUGCUGGGCGAUGCCGAAUCCGACUCGACAUUGCUGAACGAGGUCUACGUCAGCAUCGCAAGCUCCACGGAGUCACUCGCUAAGGCACUGAAUGUCGAAGUUGGCAUUGGCAUAGAGUUGUCUGGCAUUGGGGUCAGCGACAAAACAACCUUUUUCAAGUCGCUGAACACGACCACCACGUCCGUGAGCGCGACCGUUCGCUCCUACGUGCUUUGUGAUGAUAGCGCCUGUGUCCGUUCUAGGACGAGGGUCAAGUAA
Messenger RNA from Symbiodinium sp. CCMP2592, 306 nucleotides. The record is from the annotation of a GenBank genome assembly. NCBI's taxonomy places the organism in Eukaryota, Dinophyceae, Suessiales, Symbiodiniaceae.